Messenger RNA from Perkinsus marinus ATCC 50983, 579 nucleotides. RefSeq lists its product as hypothetical. NCBI's taxonomy places the organism in Eukaryota, Perkinsozoa, Perkinsida, Perkinsidae. The record is from RefSeq and is a predicted model, not a curated record. The transcript has 6 exons. Bases 1 to 579 code for a protein of 192 amino acids.
AUGGGACUCACAGUGGAUAUACUCGUCACAUAUGGCGUGUCUUCGGCGGGUAUCGACAUCCUGAGGUCCCUUGGUUUGGUGACAGUUUCCGAUCUAGCUACUUUAGACACUGAUUCCUUGGCUCAACAAGGGUUUAAUAGAAAGGAUGUGGAUACUCUAACUCGACUAGCGGUUGAGGUUGGGCAAGAGAGUAUUAAUGAGAGAUUUGAAGAAAUUCAGGAGGAACUGAGGAAAGUUUAUGAUCUCGGAGAAGAUCAUCUCCUACCGAUUAAAAAUACCUUUAUCAAUUUCCCACCGUCACAACUGCCCUCGUCUAAGAAAACUCCCCAGAGUUGCCCAGUUGACAUGUCCAUGACUCUUCCGAAUUCGCUUCAUACUACUGUUGGUAAGGAGAGUAAUUUGAGCCCAGUGGCAUCGUCUCACAGUCAAGAGAGGUCGGGGCUUUUAAAUUUGGAUUUACCUUUGUAUCCUAGCAUAGGGUCGAGGUUGCAUGCUUCGGGAAUGUGCAAACCUUGUGCAUGGUAUUAUCAUGCUUGUGGGUGUCGCCACGGUGCACAAUGCGAGUUCUGUCAUUUGUAA